CCCGCCCCGCCCCGCCGCCACUGCCGCGCCGAGUCCUUUUGUCCAAGAUGGCGGCGCCGGGGGCGCUGCCUCCUGGGCCGCGGCUGCCGCCGCCACUGUGAAAGGCCUACGGGCCGCCCGCCCGCCGCGCCGGCGCCAUGAAGCGGCAGAGCGAGCGAGACUCGAGCCCGAGCGGGCGUGGCUCGUCAUCGUCGGCAAAGCGGCCGCGGGAGCGCGAACGGGAGGCGGAGGCGGGCGGGCGGCGAGCGGCGCACAAGGCCUCCGGCGGCGGCACCAAGCACCCUGUUCCAGUGCGAGCCCGCGACAAACCCCGCGGUAGCGGCGGCGGCGGAGGAGGAGGGCAUCGCGACGGUCGGGGCGCCGGCGACGCUAAUCACCGUGCGAGCAGCGGGCGCUCCUCAAGCUCUGGCGCCGGCGGUGGGGGACGCGGCGGCAAGGCCUCGGGGGACCCGGGCGCCUCGGGCGCGUCGCCCCGCGCGUCUCCACUGCCGCCGCCCCCACCACCUCCCGGGGCUGAACCUGCGGGUCCCGGCUCUACGGCCGCACCGGAAUACAAGACGCUGCUCAUCAGCAGCCUGAGUCCCGCGCUGCCUGCCGAGCACCUGGAGGACCGGCUCUUCCACCAGUUCAAGCGCUUUGGCGAGAUCAGCCUACGCCUGUCGCACACUCCAGAGCUGGGCCGCGUGGCCUACGUGAACUUCCGGCACCCGCAGGACGCGCGCGAGGCCCGCCAGCACGCCCUGGCCCGCCAGCUGCUGCUGUACGACCGCCCGCUCAAGGUAGAGCCGGUGUACCUGCGCGGGGGUGGGGGCGGCGGCGGUGGGAGCAGCCGGCGAAGCAGCAGCAGCAGCGCCGCUGCCUCCACGCCACCCCCUGGGCCGCCAGCGCCCGCCGACCCGCUCGGCUACUUGCCGCUCCAUGGAGGCUAUCAAUACAAACAGCGCUCACUGUCCCCGGUAGCCGCCCCGCCCCUGCGGGAACCCCGUGCCCGCCACGCUGCUGCAGCCUUCGCCCUGGAUGCUGCCGCCGCGGCUGCUGUGGGUCUAUCCCGGGAGCGGGCCUUGGACUACUACGGAUUGUAUGAUGACCGCGGGCGCCCCUACGGCUACCCAGCAGUGUGUGAGGAGGACCUGAUGCCUGAGGACGACCAGCGGGCCACUAGAAAUCUCUUUAUCGGGAACCUGGACCACAGCGUGUCUGAGGUGGAGCUGCGACGGGCCUUUGAGAAGUAUGGCAUUAUUGAGGAGGUGGUCAUCAAAAGGCCUGCCCGUGGUCAGGGUGGUGCUUACGCCUUUCUCAAGUUCCAGAACCUGGACAUGGCCCACAGGGCUAAGGUGGCCAUGUCGGGCCGGGUGAUUGGCAGAAAUCCCAUAAAGAUAGGCUAUGGCAAGGCCAACCCCACUACUCGCCUGUGGGUGGGUGGCCUGGGACCUAACACCUCGCUGGCAGCUUUGGCCCGGGAGUUUGAUCGCUUUGGAAGCAUUCGGACCAUUGAUCAUGUCAAAGGAGACAGCUUUGCCUACAUCCAGUAUGAGAGCCUGGACGCAGCCCAGGCCGCCUGUGCUAAAAUGAGGGGCUUUCCAUUGGGUGGUCCAGACCGUAGGCUGCGGGUGGAUUUUGCCAAAGCAGAGGAAACUCGUUAUCCCCAGCAGUACCAGCCCUCACCCCUCCCUGUGCAUUAUGAGCUUCUCACUGAUGGAUAUACCAGGCACCGCAACCUGGAUGCGGACCUGAGGGUGCGGGACAGGACCCCCCCACACCUUCUAUACUCAGACCGAGACCGGACCUUUUUGGAAGGGGACUGGACCAGUCCCAGUAAAAGUUCUGAUCGCAGAAACAGCCUGGAAGGUUAUAGCCGCUCUGUGCGCAGCCGUAGUGGUGAACGCUGGGGGGGAGAUGGUGACCGGGGCAUGCCCAAGCCCUGGGAAGAGAGGCGCAAGCGGAGGAGCCUUUCCAGUGACCGUGGAAGGACAACCCAUUCUCCUUAUGAGGAACGGAGCAGGACCAAGGGUGGUGGGCAGCAGUCUGAACGUGGCUCAGACCGCACCCCUGAGCGCAGCCGCAAGGAGAACCACUCCAGUGAAGGGACCAAGGAAUCCGGCAGCAACUCCCUUAGCAACAGCAGACACGGAGCUGAAGAGCGGGGCCAUCACCACCACCACCAUGAAGCCCCAGACUCUUCUCACGGGAAGAAGACAAGAGAGAGCGACCGCAAUCAUCGUACCACUGAGGCCGAGACCAAGCCUCUUGAAGAGCCAAAACAUGAGACCAAAAAACUAAAGACUCUUUCAGAGUAUGCUCAGACACUGCAGCUAGGUUGGAAUGGGCUUCUAGUGUUGAAAAACAGCUGCUUUCCAACAUCUAUGCACAUCCUAGAGGGGGACCAGGGAGUUAUCAGUGGUCUCCUCAAAGACCACUCUUCCGGUAGCAAGCUGACUCAACUGAAGAUUGCCCAGCGCCUUCGACUGGACCAGCCUAAGUUGGACGAGGUCACGCGUCGCAUCAAACAGGGGAGCCCCAAUGGCUAUGCAGUGCUCCUAGCCACCCAGGCAACCCUUAGUGGGCCUGGCACUGAGGGGAUACCCACGGUGGAGCCAGGCCUACAGAGGCGGCUUCUCAGGAACCUGGUCUCCUACUUGAAACAGAAGCAGGCUGCAGGGGUAAUCAGCCUGCCAGUGGGUGGAUCCAAGGGCAGAGACAGCACAGGCAUGCUCUAUGCCUUCCCUCCCUGCGACUUUUCACAGCAGUACCUCCAGUCAGCACUGAGGACAUUGGGCAAGCUAGAAGAAGAGCACAUGGUGAUAGUUAUAGUGAGAGACUCUGCCUAGCCGAAACCUGUCUUUUCCAGCUCCAUGUUUGUGUCACAAAAGCAGUUAUUUUAAAAUCUGAUCCCUUCUCAACCCUACUCCCUUGGUUUGAAUUCUCUGCUGGGUUAUUUUGGUUUAUUUGAAGGGGAACAAAGUUCUGUCCACCACUAAAACUAAGUUCUUAGAUUGGGGGGGGAUUUUUUUUUUAAACAACUAUGAGAAGGGACUCUGUUACAUUGACUUCUAGUGUACAAGAUACUGUCUGCUGUAUUCUGUAUUUUUUUAUUUUUUGACUAACUGUAUGGAAAGUUGUCAGUAAAGCCUUUGUCAGAGGAUGGAUUUCUAAUCCGUU
Messenger RNA from Urocitellus parryii (Arctic ground squirrel), 3159 nucleotides. It is a transcript of the gene Rbm15b, whose product is annotated as RNA binding motif protein 15B. Gene Ontology annotation, molecular function: RNA binding. NCBI's taxonomy places the organism in Eukaryota, Metazoa, Chordata, Mammalia, Rodentia, Sciuridae. The record is from RefSeq and is a predicted model, not a curated record.